GCUCGCUGGCUGGCCAUCGCGACACAGGCAUAGCUUACUGCAAGGGCAGACAGUGUGGAUGCAACGUCUACCACUGCGGAAACAGGCUCUCAGAAGAGGGACGAAAAUUGUUUGGACGGUAUUUUAUUCACGAUACAUUAAAAAACAAAGCUCUACUCGAUAGGUGGACACUUUUGUGGAACUUGAAAGUGAUCUUUCCUUUACUGUGGGAUCAUAAAGACGCGUAGGUAGAUAUGGACUGUAGGGAGUCUAUGACUGCAGGGGAAGACGCGCCGGUGUUACCAUACGCCUAGUAGAGGGAAUUGCAAACGCACUAGUCCGGACUUUUUCGCGGAUGUUUCAUGAAGCGCUUUUCAGAAUUUGCUAAUUCUGCGAGACCUUGGAUUUACAAGGAACCGGGAUCUAUCGGAGCUUUCACUUGCGUUAGUUUCCUCUCGUUAAACGGAACUUUCAUUAUUGAAGUAGUGCGGAAAACAUGGAGACUGUAACUCGACAAAGCUUCCAACCUCAUCCAGGACUGCAACAAACUCUGAAGCAGUUUCACCUGAGUUCUAUGAGCUCGCUUGGCGGCCCGGCGGCAUUCUCUGCUCGGUGGCAACAUGAUCUUCUCUUCAAGAAGGAGGGCAAAGAUCCCGAGCCAGUGCUUCACCUCCCUAUGCAGCCUCCGCCAGUGAUGCCGGGGCCUCUGUUCAUCCCUUCGGACCGUUCCACCGAAAGGUGCGAGACGGUACUGGAGAGCGAGACGAUCUCGUGUUUUGUGGUCGGCGGCGAAAAGCGACUGUGCCUGCCCCAGAUCCUCAACACCGUCCUGCGGGAUUUUUCCCUCCAGCAGAUCAACUCGGUGUGCGACGACCUCCACAUCUACUGCUCAAGGUGCACGGCGGACCAGCUGGAGAUCUUAAAAGUCAUGGGGAUUUUGCCCUUCUCCGCACCCUCGUGCGGCCUCAUCACCAAAACGGAUGCAGAGCGCCUCUGCAAUGCCCUGAUUUACGGGGGCACGUACCCACCGCACUGCAAAAAGGAGUUUUCUGGCAUUCUAGAGCUGGAGCUGUCGGAGAAAAGCUUCAAGGUGUACCACGAGUGCUUCGGGAAGUGCAAGGGACUUUUCGUUCCAGAGCUGUACACUAGCCCAAACGCAGCCUGCAUCCAGUGCAUGGACUGCAGACUAAUGUAUCCGACUCACAAGUUCGUGGUCCACAGUCACAAAUCGUUGGAAAACAGGACUUGCCACUGGGGUUUCGACUCCGCCAACUGGAGGGCAUACAUCCUUCUCGGCCAGGAUUACACGGGAAAAGAGGAGAAGGGACGUCUUGAGCAGCUUUUAGAUGAAAUAAAGGAGAAAUUUGACUUCGCGAACAAGUACAAGAGGAAAGCCUCUACGGGGCAUGACCCGAUUCCAGCGAAGAAGUCUAAAUACGAAGACUUUGUAUCGCAGUCCCCGUCGGUCGACAAAGAGAAGCAACCUGAUUGGCUGCGAUCUCUGUCGAUCUCGGCGAAUAAGGGUCUCAACUGCAUUCAGCCGCGACAGAGGCCCUCCGCCUUCCGACCCUGGUCCCCCACCAUUUCAUCCAGCGAGAAGGAGACGCCCUCACGCAUCCCGGCCGUGCUGCGCGACAGUUUCUACAACUACAAAAAUCUAGAGAGUUCCGUGGCUCCCAACGUGGCCCUCACGCCCCUGCCCCUCCCGAAAGUAGGGCAGCUCUCCCCGUCGGCCCCCAGCACCUCCCACUCCAACGGCAACGAGGCCCCGGCCGACGCCGGCAGCUCCCGGCCCAGGAAGAGGAGGGCGACGGGGGAGGCCCACCCGGCAGCGCCCGAGCCCCCCUGCCCCCCCGCCGCGGCCAGCAAGCCCCCCCAGGAGGACAAAGACUCGGAGGUGGAGGUGGAGGUGGAGAGUCGCGAGGAGUUCACCUCCUCUCUGUCCUCCCUAUCAUCCCCCUCCUUCACCUCCUCGAGUUCCGCGAAGGACCUGAGCUCCCCGGGCACCCAGGCCCCCGCCUCCACGGCCCCCUCCCUGGAGGGCCCCGCCCUGCUGCCGGACGGCCCCUCCGCGGGCCUGGAGUCGGAGCUGGAGACCCUGAGGCAGGCCCUGGACAGCGGCCUGGACUCCAAGGAGGCCAAGGAGAAGUUCCUGCACGAGAUCGUCAAGAUGCGGGUGAAACAGGAGGAGAAGCUGGGCUCCGCCCUGCAGGCUAAGCGCAGCCUCCAGCAGGAGCUGGAGUUCCUGCGGGUGGCUAAGAAGGAGAAGCUGAGGGAGGCGACGGAGGCCAAGCGCAACCUGCGGAAGGAGAUCGAGCGCCUGCGCGCCGAGAGCGAGAAGAAGAUGAAGGAGGCGAACGAGUCGCGGACCCGGCUGAAGAGGGAGCUGGAGCAGGCGCGGCAGCUCAGGGUGUGCGACAAGGGCUGCGAGGCCGGCCGCCUGCGGGCCAAGUACUCCGCACAGAUCGAGGACCUGCAGCUGAAGCUCCAGCACGCCGAGGCCGACCGGGAGCAGCUGAGGGAGGACCUCCUGCAGGAGCGCGAGGCUCGGGAGCACCUGGAGAAGGUGGUGAAGGAGCUGCAGGACCAGCUGUGGCCCAAGGCCGGCGCCGGCAGCGGCAUCGGCGGCAGCGGCGGCGACGCAGCGGCCAAAGACUCCCACAACUAGAGCCGCCAGGGCAGCAGACCCCGGGACAGAGGCGAAGCGAGGGGGGAGGAGGAUGUGACAGACACAACAGAGUUCUAUUUGUCCACGAGCGUACGGGUCCAUGCAGAGUACGCGCACCUGAACGCGCAUCCUUUGGAAGAAGAAGAAAAAUGAGAGAUGGUGAAAUUUGAGAUCGGUAUGUGUACCAGGGGAAAAAUGUGUUACUAACAUAAGCACUGAAACGCAUCUCUCACUCAAAAAAACAAAAACAAAAACAAAUUAUUAUUAAAAAAAGAUAUAUAGCACAAUUAAUGUAUUGUGCCUAUAUUUUCCCUUAAAAAAACUGAAAAAAAAGAUAUUUGGAUACAAACUUUUCUAUGAUGAAAAUAUUAAUAAUGAUAGUUAUUACCACCAUUGCUACCAAUAUGAAAAUACUACCAAUAUGAAACCAGUACAGAACAAUUUUGAAAGUAUCGCGGUGGGCAUGUCACAUGACCUGCAGGAGAGAGGACUGGACAGGGGGACAGAUGCUUCUUUUAUUUGGGGGGGGGGGACCCUUCUGUGUCCUUUUUGUUCUUUGUGAAGACAGUUGAGGAUUUCAUUUUGUAAUAAGCUAUUUAAGACUGCAUAGUAAGACUUGAGUAUAUACGAAAAAAAAGAAAACAUUUCUUUGUGUUGAUGGAGCCUCAAAAAAAAAAAAAAAAAACAAAUAUUCAGAAACAAAAAAUCGUCAAGCAACAAGGAGGACAAGAUUCCCACGAUUGCCGCCAUCUUUUCAACGGUCAGCGUCGAAGAAGCCCUUAUUAACCACGGGAAAAAAUGGAACCCAUUUUAUUUGCAUUUCUUUUCUACACGUGGAUUUUUCUGGAGAAAUACAAGCGUGGUGAGGUUUACAGGAGAUUGGGCUGGCCACGCCUCUCCCUCAGAAUCUGUAUUUUGGGAGAAACGGAGAAAAAAGAAAAUAAAAAAGUGUGUUGUGUUGGAGGCACUCUUACAGAACGAGCACUUCAUUUUAGAUAGGGAAUACUCCCCACAGGCAAAACACCAACGCGCCGUGGCUGCACGCGAGCACGCUGUCUCUCUCUCUCCGCGUGCUUUCCUGUCCAAACCAAACCAGUAUAUUGGACUUGCUGAGCGAUAUGUGUCGGUGUAAAUGUAGCUGAGACUCCUUGUACACAGUAUGUAUCAAGUCUGUUCAGAAUCUUUUGGUUAAAAAAAGAAAGAAAAAAAAACGAAAAAAGAAAAAUGAGCAUGACUGCGUUUUGUAUUUUUUCAUUUGGAUGCUAAAACUUGCUGCUCCAAGAAGUUCAGAAAACACCGUUUUUUAAAUACUAUGAUUUUAGGUUUGGAAGCUGCGCCUUUAGCAAGAACCACAAAUUGUUCUCUUUUUAUUUUAAUUACGAUGUGUAAAUAUAAAUAUGAUUUUUAAAAAAAGAAAUUUUACAAUAAUGAAUCGCACUUUGUCAGAUACAGACCUUGUUAUACUGCGUUUUAGUCCCACUCUUGUUCUCUACCUUUUCUUUUGGGGAAAAUGUGAUCAUGACAACAGCAGAAAUCAAAUUUGCAUUUCCUCUUUCGUAUGUACCUAAUUUAAAUGCCAUGCAAUUACAUGUUAAAGGCUAAAUAUUGUAAAUAAAAAUGCAAAAAAGGUGUCUAUACGCUUGCUUGCUUAGAUACUGCACAUUUGUGAGCUUCUUGAUGAAUCCAGUUGAAAAAAAUUGGUUUUGUAAUUUUUAUCAUUUUGUGUUUCACUUUAUUACUGUAUUAUUAUUAUUGUUAUUAUUAUUAUUAGUAUUAUUAUUAUUACUGUUUUUAGAUACAUUUUUUUGGACAUAAUAAAAGAUGAUUCCAGAAUUGAUCGUUUUUCAUCAAAAGAAAUGGAAGAGAGAGAGAGAGAGAGAGAGAUGAAUCUGAGAAGAGAGGAGUCCUUCCUGGCGCUCACCUCUCCUAAAAUUGUGGUAUUUACGCAAUCGGAAUAAAGUCAAGAUGACACCGCGCAGCGUCCUUUAAAACCGUUAAAUCAAGCAUUAAGUAAAGAAGUCCUAGGGCAAACCGCUCCCAGAUUUGGCGAAUGGAUAUAAAUGUUAUUGGGUACAAAUUUUUCAAAAAAUGGAUACAAAUGAAAAAAAAAAGGUUUCUAACUGCUCCGAAUACACAGUGGGUACAAUGCAAUCAGAAUGUACAUUGUGUUUAUGCUGUUUUUCUUUUGUUGUUGAUGUUGUUGUUGUUGUUGUUGUUUUUAAUGUGGGGGUAUUUUUAUUGCUUGUCUUAUGUUUUCUUUUUUCAAUAGCAAACUCUUAUAUAUUUUCUUUCAUAUGCAUGAAAUUUGAGAAAAAGUCUGCCAUACAUUUAUUCCUUAUUGGGCAUUAAUACUGUAUAUGUAAGGGUUUUUAUUGUGUUAUGCAAUAUACAGCAAACUUGUCUUUUUUUUUUUAAAGAAGUCUUUUUUCUUUUAAAGGAAACUAAACCUCAUUGAUGACAUAUUUCAGAGAAAUACGGUGCAAACAAACACACACGUAUACACACGCAGACAUGCACGCACACAUGCAGACACACACAAUCAGACAAUACAGCAUGUAUGCUCACUCAGAGAAACAAGAAAACAACACACACUAAAAUCCACUGUUCAAAUAUGCUGGACAACCUCAAGUGCCUGUAUAUAGGGCAUAAGGUUUCCAGAGUAGGAACAAUAAGGUGGUAGUACUGUUUAUUCUGACCUCUAUAAUGCCACACACACAGUCUGACCCACGCAGAAUGUCCACCUUGUUUGUUGUUUGUGAGCACACAGAACCAGAUAGGAUGGCAUGUUCUCUGUACCCAGGGCAGGAUUGUGCAGAGAGAGACUCCCUCCCUCACUAACCCCCCCCCCCCCCCCCGCAUGUCAGUGUACCUCCCAAAAUGCAUCAGGUGCCCAAGGCCUGACCACCUCAUCCAAACUGCUACAGCUCCUUUUCAGUAUUCCUUAUCAAAUGUGGUUUGUUUCAGCAAUAUUUUAAUUUUUUAUUUAAUCUUUUUUUUUUUUUUUUUUACAAAAGCAAAAACAAUUGAACCGAUUGCCAUUGCGGAGAAAAAAAAACCCGAGAUCUGAACCAUUUUUUGAAUGACAGCAUUUAUUCUUUCAGAAAUAUUAAUACAAUGUAUGUCAAACUUUUUUUUAUUUUUAGAAAUGCAGUAAUGGACGUUAACCAUAUCUAUGCGAAUCAUAAACAUUACUCUUGUAGAUAUGGACAGUCUAUUGUUUAAAGUUAUUUCUGUCUGUCAAACGAUGGACCUUUAUAACAAAUUCAGAGGGCAUUAUAUCAAGGCCCAAUGUCUUAAACUACAUUAUAAAGGGCAGUGUUAUUGAAAGACUGACAAAGUGUCUGUACCUUUUACAGACUUGAAAUUGUAUAGAGGCGGUAAAAUGCUAUAGUUGUUUUACAUUCAAAUAAAACAAUAUGUGUAGUUUCCUUUAUUCAUGUUUUUUCUACAAACAAGGAGAUGUUGACAUCUGCUCCCAACUCUCCCAAACUGAAAAAAAUUAAAUGGUUAAACAAUUUAUUCUUUUCUAAACAAGAAUCCUUUUUUCUAAAUGGAAGACAGUAAAACAGCAAUAACAGGACAUGUUAAACAAAAACUAGCCAGUGUAAAAUAAAAAAUAAAAAAAAAAGAAUACAAAUUUACACAUGUAAAUAAUUUUUCAUUUUACAAUAUUGUAUUAUAAAUGUAUAUGGUGUUUCCUUUUUCAAAAAAGAAAUCUUUUCUUACACAAUAGCUGUCUUGUUUUAUGAGUUGUGUUUUAACAGAGAAAAUGUUUCUAAAACAAUUAUUGCAGUGCGUUAGAGGAUAUCCCCUGCAUAAACAUGUAGUUUUCCCCAAUUAUUUUGCAUCCUUAUUUUUUUUUUUUUAAACUGUAGACUCAUAUUACUUUUUUUCACCAGUCCAUAUAUAUAUUUUUUAACAUUAUAUGAAAUGCAGAAUAAAAAUACCUUUGGUCAAGAAUGGUUAAACGAGAGUUUUAAGUGAGUACAGCCACUUCCCCGCAGAUUCUUUUUCUUUCUCGUGGAUCUUUUCAGCCCUGCGCUGCUGCUAAUAGUAUAUAAACUUUACAAUUCUAGAACUAUUUUUAUGUAAGAGGUAAAUGUAUGCUUUCUUGUUUAUUAAUGCCGCAUAUACUGUAUGAGAAACAAAAAAAAAAAAGCUUGGCUUAUUUAUCUAUUCUACCCUCUACCUUGUCUUUUUGCGCUUUUUCCACAACCUUUCUCCAACGAACCCUCUCCCCUCUAUCUCUCACGACACGGACUAUAUUGUAAAGUAAAGGACUUUAUGAGAUUAUGUUUGAAAAUAGCUAUGCUUAUAUACCACAGUGACUGAAUGUACAGUGUAUAGAUGCAUUACCAGAAAUAAAGUUGUUUGUCCAGA
Messenger RNA from Anguilla rostrata (American eel), 7027 nucleotides. RefSeq names its product v-ski avian sarcoma viral oncogene homolog a (gene skia). Gene Ontology annotation, biological process: negative regulation of transcription by RNA polymerase II; negative regulation of BMP signaling pathway. The record is from RefSeq and is a predicted model, not a curated record. Gene Ontology annotation, cellular component: nucleus. Gene Ontology annotation, molecular function: SMAD binding; RNA polymerase II cis-regulatory region sequence-specific DNA binding; DNA-binding transcription factor activity, RNA polymerase II-specific. The transcript is spliced from 7 exons. The coding region runs from base 476 to 2647 and encodes 723 amino acids. Lineage: Eukaryota; Metazoa; Chordata; Actinopteri; Anguilliformes; Anguillidae.